This is a messenger RNA of Guyanagaster necrorhizus, 189 nucleotides long. RefSeq lists its product as uncharacterized. The annotation marks the transcript as partial. The transcript is spliced from 3 exons. Lineage: Eukaryota; Fungi; Basidiomycota; Agaricomycetes; Agaricales; Physalacriaceae. The record is from RefSeq and is a predicted model, not a curated record.
UCUAUCAGGUCCAUCGCCAACAUGCAGAUCGUCAAUGCAGAUAUCAUACCUGAUGGCUUCAACAGAGGCACCGUCCUCGCAGGUGGGACGUUCCCUGGACCACUCGUCAAAGGAAAUAUGGGAAACAGGUUCAAGAUCAACAUCAUCGAUCAAUUGACAGAUGACAUGAUGUUAAGAAGCACUAAUAUC